This is a messenger RNA of Laccaria bicolor S238N-H82, 3345 nucleotides long. RefSeq lists its product as uncharacterized. The record is from RefSeq and is a predicted model, not a curated record. Lineage: Eukaryota; Fungi; Basidiomycota; Agaricomycetes; Agaricales; Hydnangiaceae. The transcript has 25 exons. Bases 1 to 3345 code for a protein of 1114 amino acids.
AUGGCGUUCAAGGUUCGAAGUGAACGCCAGUCUCUACGCAAACCGAGUAGCUUGCAAUUGGGUCUUGGAGAGGUAUCAAAAAGUCAUCCACGAUUUAUCAACGAUACUGAAAAGGCCAAUCGAGUGGAGUCUCCCAUAAUAUGUCCUACUAAGGAGAUUGGUAACACGCGAAUCGACUCGAUCCCAACUAUUUCAGGGCAUGGCUCAGAAUGGGAGGUGCCAUCCACGUAUACAGGGGCUACCGUGCAUGCUCUAUAUCGUUCAAGGCUGAGGCUCCUUCACGACGUCUUAGGAAAGACCACCAAUCCUGCUACCGUUCCUUCCCCUCAUUUGCUCUAUUCUGCCCAACCUGAAAGUAUGGCCAUGGAGGCGCUUGUUGCACUUGCUCAAGCACGUGAUAUUCCAGUACCCAAUGAUCUUCACACCGUCAACCCACCGGAACGCAUCGAAGCCUUGCGCCGGACUCUCUACCAGCACCUCAAGUGGGGCAAGGAACCCAACGUUCCCCUCCUCUUCAUUCCUUCAGAACCUCUACCACAAGUUGAGGUCGACCAGACACCGCUCGAAAAUGACGUUCAUUGCACGUGUGGGAAAUGGCUAUGGCGAAGCUGUUCAACCUGGCGCCUAAACUCUAACAAAGGAGUCAACCUGAACUUCGAGGAGCAGGCGCAAACCGGGGACUUCUUGGCUCAAAUGGAAGGGGACUUACCAGCACAAGCAAAUACGGUGAACGUUGGGUCGUCGAUUCUUCACGGGGCCUCGCUGCCCGUUAUCUCUGGUGGAGAGUUCAGUAGUUCUGGAGGCGACCAUAAUCGCAUCAUAAUCAACAUUCAUCAAGGUCUGCAACGACACAGGGACGACUGGCAUGAGUCGUCAUCUACCCAUCAAGGCCAGCGGAAUCUCAGUAGAGAUAGGACACCGAGCGUGGAUGACAGCGAUUCUCCAGACUUCUCCGAUGGGGAAGAUGAAGAGUGUAUAGUACUGGAAGACUGCAGUAAUGCAAUUUACGAGCGCCAAAUGUUGCCCAAGAAACGUGGUUUUCCUCUGUGGAUUCCUCAACCAAACCUUCUCGCACCCUUGAUGCACCGACGAAACGGUGUUAUUAUUGGAGAUCUAGGAAGGGUCACGGCGUAUGGGGCUUUUGAUGUCCUGUUCAAUAUCUGCAAAGCUGCUGGCCGCCCUGACAAUCCAGAUGAGCUACCAGAUGGCUUUACCCCCUUGAAUCUGAAGGCAAAUGAUAUCCACCUUUUUCAAGAGUAUACAUCAGGCAGUUACAUCGCCAGUGCCUCUGUCAAAAAGCUCCGUGACAACCUUUCCUUUCAAUGUUCCAACGCUGAGGGAGCCAUUCUUACUAUGCCAGACGGGGCCUUUCGCGAGGAUUUGAGAAGUACCACUCUGUUUCGCGACUUCGCUGCCGAAAAUGCCGAGAGUUGGUAUCGGUUCAUCAACGGUCCUUGUGGAUGGGAGCUUGAGAACGGCAAGCUUCACCUUAUUACCGGCUGCGACAAAACAACGUCAUGGGGAUUAGCGGCAUAUCAAAAUACCCAAUCCGAGACCAACUCUUCAGGCAGCCUCGGCGGACCCGUGCUGAGAUUCAGAAACGCGAACGAUGCCGGUGAUUAUGUCCCUGGUACCACAUACUGUUGGGAACAUGAAGGCACUGCAGAUGCGAAGGCUGGGCCCGAAUUCGAGUUUGAGCCUAGUAAUGGAGUGGGUGCCCGAAACCAGUGUACCUUUAUUCGAUCCCACACGAUUAUGCUGUCUGAAGCAAAGUGGGCAAGAGUCCAAUCCAGCCUCGUCUCCGCAUUGGAUUCUCGAAGAGCUUCAAAGCCUGCCCAACCUCAAUCGACAAAUUCAUCCAAUUUUUUGACGAGUGCAUUUUCACAUUUGAGCAUAUUUGGCUCUUCUCGCAAUACAGGAUCUGCAAUGAUGUCCGACUCGCACAAUCCUUCUGCUCAUCCCGGCGCCGAUGUUGCCAUCGUUCAUGACGAUCAUUGGGGUGCUGUUAUUGGGGAGAACGAGGACAGGAUAGCCACAGGUCCAGAACUGUGGCGACGUGUUCAAGCAACUUUUGACACCAUUUUGAACUUCAAAGUUUGGUCAGGAGCUAUGUAUUUGUCGGAGAGAAGCGCCACCCCGGAUGGUAUCAACACGCAACCUGAAUCAUCAAUUCCUAAAAAAAAAGUGUCAUUUGCUGGCCCUUCCGUUGUAGUUCCUCUGCGAAGUGGCACCACGUCCAUUGCUGUGGCUCAGGCGCCUGCUUCUCCCCAAUUUCAUGCAAGCACAUCUCCCGUGGUGAAAGGUAAAUCUGCCACAGUGACUGCACCUUCCGAGGCACAGAACGACGGCAGCCAAAGCACUGGAACUUCCUUUGCCUCGCCCGUCGAUCAUCAUGAUUUUGUUGGUGUUUCGAUUGGUUUUACCCCUCCCACAUACUUGGAGGAUGAAGAUGAAGCCUAUGAUUCUAUGUCAAAUGCAGUCAAUUCUGAGAUGGACGCAUUUCCUAACAUUAUUUUGCUGCCUUUUGCCAUUAACACGAUACGGAAGCCCCAUGGGCAAUAUUCAACGCCUUCACAAAUCCUACUCGAAUUCAACCUAGGACUCCUUCUCAUAAACACUCUUCUGGCUUGCGCUGCGGUCUUAGCUUGGAAGAAGCCUUCGGUGGUGGACACCGGCAGGGGUAGCGGCAGAAGCUUCGUGGAUUGGAUCAGAGACCAAAUAUCAACCGGUGUUGACCACGGCUGCCCGAGGAUCACCUCCGACGCACGAAGAAGGAUGGGCUGGAUUUCGCCUUCCCCCGGUCCUUUGACCACACCAGAGUUGGGGAGGGGCUGCGAUUUCACUGUGAUAAUUGGAUCAGAAGGCAAGGAAGGCUCAAGGCGAGGCUCCUUUGUCCGCGUUCCCAGUAUUGACCAAGAUGUUGUCUGGAUACACAGGAUAUAUCAUAGACAAACGUUACCCGCUGGUAACCCACUGGUAACGUUACCUGCGACUUUGGCCAAAUACGGAACGUGUGGCUCUCGGAGCCAUUAUCGAUAUUUUUGCGAUAACGCGCCGUCGAAGCGUCGCAUGUGGCUCUUAAAAUUUUGUCUUUUAUUCUUGAGAUGUAGUCUAUUUGGUACAUCUAAAAAGGUUUCCUCGAUCGCGGAAACACCUUUCGAUGCCGCAAUCGGGACCUCACUAUCCGCUAUCGUUGGGGUCGCAUUCGAGGAUUCCGUUCUCGAGGGAAAAGCGGGAGCCGCAAUAGCGGUUUCCACCUUCGGGAUGCGCGGUUUCCUCGAUCGGGGUCACCUCUCUCGAACAGAUGAGGGGGUCACACAGGAGCUGCACGGAGGGGGGGACUGA